Megalopta genalis is the source of this 2011-nucleotide messenger RNA. The record is from RefSeq and is a predicted model, not a curated record. NCBI's taxonomy places the organism in Eukaryota, Metazoa, Arthropoda, Insecta, Hymenoptera, Halictidae.
AUGAACACGCUGGAGUAUAUGGAGGUCACCGUGCCCAAUUAUUCCUACGUCUUCAAUUUCGAGGAAACCUUCCGUCACUUAGACACAAAGAUAUGGAUGACAAAUAACUGGACGAAUGGUUUCUAUUACUGUGGCAUUUACAUGAUUUUAAUAUUUGGCGGACAGCAUUACAUGUCGACCAGGCCAAAGUACGAGCUAAGAGGCAUGCUUUCACUUUGGAACACGCUGCUUGCAACAUUCUCCAUUAUUGGAUUUACUAGAACAGCGCCAGAAUUGAUCCAUGUACUCAAGAAUUAUGGGUUUUACCAUAGUGUUUGUAUACCUAGCUUCAUCGAGCAAGACUGCGUGUCAGGCUUCUGGACAUGGAUGUUCGUGCUAUCGAAGCUUCCCGAGCUGGGCGACACGAUCUUCAUCGUGCUGCGGAAGCAGCCCCUGAUCUUCCUGCAUUGGUACCAUCACAUAACAGUGCUUCUGUACUCCUGGUUCUCGUACAAGGAGUACACAGCGUCGGCCAGGUGGUUCGUCGUGAUGAACUACUUCGUCCACUCCAUAAUGUACUCUUACUACGCGCUGAAAGCGAUGCGCUAUAGACCGCCUAAGGGGAUCGCGAUGGUGAUUACCACGCUGCAGCUAGCACAAAUGAUAAUCGGCUGCGUGAUCAAUAUUACGGCUCACCAGUACCUGCAAAGUGGGCAGAUCAAGUGCGGCAUCACCCCCGUCAACAUCCAGUUCAGCCUGGCAAUGUACUUCAGCUAUUUCGUGCUAUUCGCUAAAUUCUUCCACAAAGCCUACCUAGGCGGCGACGCUCGCGGAGCCAAAACGGCGAAGAAAGACUACGUCAACGGAUCCGUGGAAUACGAGAAGCUCAAGGCUAAUUAAGCACCGACCUCCCCCUCCCCCCGACGAAAACCCAUGUACACACUCCUACGCAGACAGCGACAUAGCGACACACGAAGAGGACAGUAAACCACGGGACGCCACAGUAAAAACAAAUUUUUCGAAACAUUUUCUAGAGACGCUUUUCUGAAGAGAUUUCGCGAAAACACUUUCUGAGAAUGUUGUUUUUUUUGUUUUUUGUUUUUUAUAAAAAAGACGUAUUUUGAGAAUGCUUUUCAAAAAACGCUCCUCGAGAAUGUUUUAUUCUUUGUUCUCCCAUUUUUCUGUUCGAGAGAAAAGCCUCUCUCUGUCUCUCUCUGUUGAACACGAAAAAGAAAAUAGUAGCGUGUGGGCAGAGGGGAAAAACGGGGAGGAGACGAUGAUGCGUUACUUGAUGAAUAUAGCACACUGAAUUUUAUGAUAAUGUUAAAUGUUGCACACUGAAUUUAGUAAUGAAUUUAAUGAUGGUAGCGUGUGUUGAAAACACGUUAUCGAGCCAGUAACGAGCUUCUUAGAGGCACUCCUUGGGUUGGGUGGGAGAAGAGAAGAGGAAACUAUAUUUACGUUUUAGAAACAAUACGUCUAGCCCGUCGAUUUUUCGCGGGUGUAAUUUAUUUUACAACUGAGCUCGUGUCUGUUGAUUGUGAAAACGGUUCGUUCUUUUUUUUUUGUGUUUGUUUUUUGGUAGAACGAGGACAGGGAGGAAGUAUCAGAUUUAAAUAAUAAUUGUAACGACAUUAGCGUGAUUAGAGAGCGACGCCAUUGUUUCACGUUGAGCCAUUCAACAGCAGAAUGUAUUUUCUACUAAAUUCGCGGAUAUGCUUGACAGCGAUUGUCGAGCAUAAGCAGAAUAAUAGAAUUAAACAGUUUAGCGCGACGAGGAACGGGACAAGUGUUCUUUCAAUUGCUUAAUUCGUGGCUAUUUUAAAAUUUGUACUAGAAGUAUUUUGUAAACGAUUUAACGAAAUGAGAAAAAAUAAGCCUCGUUCUAGCCGAUUUGAGGGAGAAGGAAAAGGAAACAUAAGUCCACCGAAAAUUCAUUAGGUCUACCUCCGAAACGAGCUAAGAAAUAUUCUUCGUAGAAAAUAGUAAAGACGAGAUGGUAGAGGUCGAAGAAUAAAAUUAUAAUCCUGAA